AGCAACUUGAACUCCCUAUACCAUCUCAUCUGUGAUCUGUGUGCUCUUUCUUAUAAAUUGGGAUGCCUGUGGAACAGCAGCUAGUAUCGGAUGCUGAGCUCGAGAAGCUCGAAUCUGUUCUGUUGAACAAGGCGGGGGACGUUUCCCUUCACCGACGGUUUCGGGCGUUGUUCACCUUGAGGAAUUUGGAUGACGACCGAGCGGUAAAAGCUAUCUCCAAUGGGUUCGCUGAUGAGUCGGCGUUGUUGAAGCACGAGCUUGCAUAUUGCCUGGGCCAGAUGAAGCGUACAUCCGCACUUCCGAUCCUCGAACAUGUCCUUCGAGAUACCCACGAAGACCCCAUGGUACGACACGAAGCCGCCGAAGCUCUGGGUGCGAUCGCCCACCCCACCUCCAUGCCCGUCCUCCAGCAGUAUAUCUCUGACCCAGACCGCGCUGUGCGCGAGACGUGCGAGAUCGCCCUUGCCAAGGUCGUAUUUGAUAAUUCUCCGGAGGGGAAGGAGUUCCGCUCUAGGGAGAGAAGCGAGUUUACGUCGAUCGAUCCAGCGCCUCCAAGCGAGGAGAAGGAGGAGAUCCCUGCUCUCCGAGCGCGCCUCCUCGACAUCUCUUUGCCGCUUUUCCAGCGGUACCGCGCAAUGUUCGCUCUACGGGACAUCGGUACUCCUACAGCGAUCGACGCGCUUGCAGACGGCUUUACAGACUCGAGCGACCUCUUCAAGCACGAGAUUGCUUUCGUCUUCGGACAGAUGAGCGACCCACAUUCGGUGCCCGCGCUUCUCAAAGUGCUCCAGAAGCCGACAGAAGCGGACAUGGUACGGCACGAGGCUGCUGAAGCACUCGGCGGGAUUGCCACAGACGACGUACUCCUACAUCUGAGGGAAUGGAACAAACGUCCUGACGCACCGAGGGUGGUGAGGGAGAGUUGUGAGAUCGCACUGGAUAUGUAUGAGUACGAGCGGAGUGGGGACCUGGAGUACGCGGAUGGGGGAGAGACGGAGAAGGGAGGCGAGGCUGUUACUGUUGUCGUUUGAAUAGAUGGGAACACGAACGAGGCAAUCUGGAAUGUCUAGACCUGUAUGACUUGUCAUUUGUAGUUUAU
Messenger RNA from Dacryopinax primogenitus, 1099 nucleotides. Its product is annotated as deoxyhypusine hydroxylase. The transcript has 2 exons. NCBI's taxonomy places the organism in Eukaryota, Fungi, Basidiomycota, Dacrymycetes, Dacrymycetales, Dacrymycetaceae. Gene Ontology annotation, molecular function: deoxyhypusine monooxygenase activity. Bases 63 to 1031 code for a protein of 322 amino acids. Gene Ontology annotation, biological process: peptidyl-hypusine biosynthetic process. The record is from RefSeq and is a predicted model, not a curated record.